GAAGAAAGAUUACGGAAAGAAAGGGGGAGGAAAUUGAUUGUUUGCGUUGGCAGGCGAGGGCGGAUGCAAGGAUAAAUAGAACGCAUCAAACGCUAGAGCGCUGAAAGAUUAUACACCAAGCGUAGUAGAGUAGCUGCAGCAGCAACCGCAGCAGUAAUAUUCGGCUCCUAGGAGUGAGUAAUGACGUAAAUAAUAUGCUGGUAGCUUGAAUUGCACGAAAAACGAUCAAUCGCGAAAAAGCCCCUCGAAGUGUGUAGCGGAAGCGUAAAGAUGAAUCUGGUUGAUUGCAACCCUUACGGCAAUGGGUUGCUGUAUGCUGGCUUCAAUCAAGAUCAGGGUUGUUUCGCUUGCGCGACCGACAAUGGUUUUCGUGUGUACAACAGUGACCCGCUGAAGGAGAAGGAGCGACAAAUCUUCCCCGAUGGUGGUGUCGCUUACGUGGAGAUGCUGUUCCGCUGCAACUAUCUAGCACUAGUGGGUGGUGGUUUGCGGCCACUCUACCCGCCGAACAAAGUGCUCGUUUGGGAUGAUCUCAAGAAGGCACCUGCGAUUUCGCUUGAUUUUAAUGCCCCCGUCAAGGGGGUACGGCUCCGCCGGGACCGUAUUGUGGUGGUGCUGGAAGGAAUCAUCAAGGUGUACGCUUUCACACAGACACCCACCCAGCUUCACGUGUUUGAAACGUCCAAAAACCCACAGGGCCUGUGUGUGCUCUGUCCGAACAGCACCAAGUCGCUGCUCGCAUUUCCCGGUCGGCGUACAGGCCACGUGCAGAUCGUUGAUCUGGCCAAUACGGAAAAAGCGCCCCACGAGAUUAUUGCCCAUGAAGCGGCUAUCAGCUGUAUUGCGCUGAACUUGCAGGGCACACGGCUGGCGACUGCGAGCGAUCGGGGCACGCUGAUCCGCAUCUUUGACACAUCGAGCGGCGCGAAGGUGGCCGAGUUGCGGCGCGGUUCGAACCAGGCAAAGAUCUAUUGCAUUAACUUUAAUCAUCAAUCGACCUCCGUGGUGGUAUCGUCGGAUCACGGCACCAUCCAUGUGUUUAAUCUGGACGAACCGAACAAGGGACGGGAUGGUGGUUCGCUGGGGACCGGUGUCGGUGGUUCCAGCUUGUUGACACGCUACUUCACCAGCCAGUGGUCGUUUUGCAAAUUUUCCAUCCCACAAGGACCACCGUGCAUCUGUGCGUUUGGAUCUGAGAACAAUUCCGUAAUUGUGAUAUGUGCGGAUGGGCAUUAUUACAAGUUUGUCUACAACAGCAAAGGCGAAUGUUCGCGAGAAGUUUGUACGCAGUUUCUUGAAAUGUCCGACGAUCAAACGUAAGUGUGGCGAAGCCGAACGGCGCUGGAUACCAAGGAGUUUAUAAAACAUUGCAGAAAGGAAAGAGAGCUGCGUUUUUUGGAAGGAAACUAUAUUAUGUAUUUAGGUACGGAUAUGAUUCUCUUGGAGAGCGAGCGGGUGGGAAGAAAUCCUGGCUGGAAAGCCACAGCAAGGAGUAUUGACGGAAGGUUGAAGGAAACAUCUAUUUCCUUCAGGUAUAUUUAAUAGCGAUGCAUAUGUACUACAUGAAGGAAGCGUUAAGCGCUAAGUAAAUUAAAUACAUUUACAUUGUGUUUUGGUUCAUCCGAUA
This is a messenger RNA of Anopheles moucheti, 1627 nucleotides long. RefSeq names its product WD repeat domain phosphoinositide-interacting protein 3. The coding region runs from base 271 to 1320 and encodes 349 amino acids. Gene Ontology annotation, cellular component: phagophore assembly site membrane; extrinsic component of membrane; cytosol. Gene Ontology annotation, molecular function: phosphatidylinositol-3,5-bisphosphate binding; phosphatidylinositol-3-phosphate binding; protein binding. The transcript has 3 exons. The record is from RefSeq and is a predicted model, not a curated record. Gene Ontology annotation, biological process: autophagy of mitochondrion; protein localization to phagophore assembly site; nucleophagy. NCBI's taxonomy places the organism in Eukaryota, Metazoa, Arthropoda, Insecta, Diptera, Culicidae.